AUGGGAGAAGAUGGUCUUUACUCAAUACAUAUUGUUGAUGGAUGUGUCAACAAGACAUCUGGGUUCAUUGAGAGAAUGAUGCCAGGAUGCAAGUUCCACUCUGUCCCCUGGAUGAAAGAUGAAUCUAUCCAGUUGCUUGGAUGUGCAGGUGGACCUCUGCAUAGCAGGCAGUGUGACACUGCUGAUGAAGGUAUGCUUGCUGACUUUGUGGAGAACCCAAUGGGGACAAUUGGGGGAUUUGCUGCUCUUCUUGGUCCAUAUGAAAGAUAUCAUGAGAGGCAAGGUGAGAUGUAUGUUCUCACAGCCAACCAUGUGGUAGAACAACUCAUUCCAAAUGUUGAAUAUAUUUCUUGGUCCAAGGAAGAUCAAAGUGACAAACAUGUAAUAGGUAGAGAGGUUCCAUAUAAAAUACCAUUAAGAAUGGACAGUGAUAGUGAUGAAGAGGGCAUUGACAACUGGAAAGAUGUUACUUGCCAAAAGGAAGAUGAGAAAAUGUUAGAGAAUUGUGUAAUUCAUGCAGUAAUGAAUGAUAAAGAUGAGGAAGAACAACAAUAUGAUAUUGCCUGCAUCAGAGUGGAUGAUCAACAUGAUCCUGCCAAUACCAAAAUAAAAAAUGAACAGUGUGAGAACAUGAAACAUCAAUACAAAGAUUGUGAUGAUUGUUGUAAUAAAGGUGGAUGGUGGUCCAAAGACCCUAAAGCUGGCUCAAAUGUAGUAAAGCUAGGACUGUCACUCAAUCAAGCAAAGGGCAAUAUUUUGAAAGUAGAUGCAGGGGGUGAAAUCAAAGUUGGUAAUAAGACUGCAUGGGUAGAGAACAUGGUAGCUAUCAGUUCAGAAAAGCCAGAUGCUGACACUGCAUACACACAGCCAGGAGACAGUGGGACCAUAGUAUGUGAUACAAAAGAGCUACAAUGGUUGGAAUGUUAUCCAAACUGUUUCAUGAUAUUUGCAGGAUGGGAUAAAGCAAAUAUAUACAAUGCAUGGAACAAACCAGUGUCUCUAGCAUUCUCCUUACCUGAUGCCCUGGAGAUGUUAGCUGAACAAGUGAAGGGAAAUGAUGAGGAAUCAAAGAAGAAAUUUAAGUUGUCUUGCUGUAAGAAAGUAUUUGAACAAAUACAAGAGGAAGAAGAAGAAAAGCGUCAAAAGGAAAUGGCAGAGUGUCCAAAAGAGGAAGUAGAGUAUUUAAGUGGAGAAGUAGAAUGUUCAUAUCAAGAGUGUUCAAACGAAGAAAUAGAAAGUUCUAAAGAAAAGGGAGAAUGUCCAAUAGAAGCAAACUGUUCAAAGCAAGAACCAGAAUAUUGCCGAGGCUGCAUACGCGCCAAUUGCCUAAUGUGAAACAGAAACAGCAACUCAACGUUUGGAAUUGAUUGAAGUGUAGUAUAUUAUUGAGGACUUUAAUAGGCAAUAGUAGAGGAAUAAUAAGUAUUAACUUAUGUAUUUGG
Messenger RNA from Owenia fusiformis, 1442 nucleotides. NCBI's taxonomy places the organism in Eukaryota, Metazoa, Annelida, Polychaeta, Sabellida, Oweniidae. The record is from the annotation of a GenBank genome assembly.